CAACGUCUCAAGAAUCAAGCGAUUGUGUAAACAAAACACUCGACGCAAACGUGCAACAAUGCUGCUCCUACUUGCAGCAAGUCUACUUGUGUGUACGACGACCGCCCAAGUGGUCGGAGAAGGGAAAACGCUCGCUUUCGUCAUCAACACUGAUGUACCUGUUGCUUCGUUGUCUGCAAUUCCUUCGAUUAUCAAUUCUGCGUACGGGGAAGCUCUAUCGUCUACCAAGAGCGUUCUGUUGAGCACGUAUAGCAAAUACGGCGCCAAUUCCGCAAGGACGUUCAACGUGGGAGAAUUUCGUCGUAACUUACUGACGGUGUUACUAUUUUUGCGACGGUCAAGAGAUGAUGUUUUCCCUUGUAUUGACAGUUUGGGAUCAGCCCUCGAUGAUAUUGCCUCCUACCUUGUUUCGUCAGAAUCUACUCUGUGGCAUCUGACAAUAGUCACGGACAGAUUUGAUUCGUCUAUGGACAGUGCUCUCAAUCUUGCUAAUUCUAUUGCAAACAAUACCAACGCUAUAACCGUUAUUAGAUUGGCGUCUAACGCCACGUGGACUGAAGGUGAGACGUCUCAAUUGGAUGCCAUCUCUCGUGCUGGAGGCGUGGUCUUUUCUUUGACGUCACAAAACAUACCAACUGUUGGAUAUUUCCUUAGGUUGGUUACAACUUUUGAAGGGGAUAGAAUAUUGCAGGAGUCGUUGUCUCGUGGUAGCUCCAAUAUUUCAUUUCUUAUUGUGGAUUCUCAUAAAUUUUUGAAGAUAGUCGCAAUUGGGGACUGUGAUGUUACCUCCGUUCUAAGAGACAAUAGGCAAUUGACUGUUCCUAUGAAGUCUUCUCAAGGGAUGGCGCUGGUUUGGAUUAUCCCAUACUUGAUCAGUCCGGCGCUUUACACUAUAAUGGUGACAACAAGAACGAGAGCAAUGCUUACUGUAUCAGGAUUGCCGUCUACAUCUUUCAAAUUCAGAUUCUGUGAGGACAUUGGUGAUCUCUGUAAUUUUCAAGAAUUGUACAUUGCUCCUGUCACAGGUGUUUCAUACUUCAUUGCUCUGCAGUUGGAAGAAAACUAUCAAAAGAAAUUGCAACAAACAUCUUUGCGAGUUAGCAGCCGUAGUAAUACACUUUUGCAGACAUUUAAACUCUCUUCAAGCAAAGGCAUCAUACACACAAACGGCAAGCUGGAAGUGGCAGGUUUUUCCUUUCUCUUGGAGUUGGUAGUUCCAGCUGGGUUUACUCCCAUAUCACCGGCAGUUGUAAAUCCGGCAGUACUCAGUGCUCCCAUAGGACUAAAACAGUCCAAUGAAGUUGUCUUUAAGGAAGGAGAUCCUCUUCGCAUUCACUGCCACACUACAAGCCCUAUAAAAUUGACGUCAUAUGUCUGGCACACACCAAACGAUGUUUCACAAGAAGCGAAGGAAGUGCAACGAAAGGAAUUGUUCUUUUUGCCUAUUGCUAACAGGUCACUUGCAGGGAUGUACACUUGUGUUGCCAAUAAUUCAUUCGGCUCUACAGAGGUCAAGAUUCAAGCUAAUGUAGAAGGGAAACCUAAUGUUCAAAGUCGCAGUCUUGCUGUAGCAGUCGUUGAUGACAAUGUGCUUCUUGAAUGUGAUAUCAGUGGGUAUCCACAGCCAGUAGUAAACUGGUUAAAGAAUGGUUCACCAAUAAGAAUUACCCCUUGGAUGUCAAUUCUUGCCAAUGGAAGUUUAAUCAUCCGUAUGUCCAGAAAAUCAGAUGCUGGCAUGUAUAUGUGUAUAGCACACAACAAGUUUGGUACAGAUAAUGCAACCGUUGAGUUGAUUGUUGAAGAGAGAUCAGGCCACAUUUCUGUGGUUCCUGCAGUAGUUGGAGAUUCUCUUUACUUUGAGUGCAAGUCUCAAAGCUUGAAUGGCACGGUCACUUGGUGGAAGGAUGAUGUACUACUGCUCACCGAUGACUCACGUUAUGAUGUUUCACCAACAGGCACCUUAAAUGUGACAAAUGCUCAACUUGAGGACAAUGCUUUGUUUUCAUGCGCUGUGCAGUCUCCACUCGGAUCAUUUUCUAAAAGUUUUGCUGUUUUGCUUCAAGAAUUGCCGCUCAUUUUGCCUGUGGCUACGCUUAUCACUGCAGCCAUUGGUGAGUCAGUUACUCUUCGCUGUCAUGCAUCUGGGUAUCCGAUACCAAUUUAUCAAUGGAUGAGAAAUGGAAGCAGCUUGUCAUUGUCUCGAUACGUACAGCUGUCAUCUGGUGCUCUGAUGAUAGAAAGCGUUGAAAGAAGUGAUGGGGGUAACUACACAUGUACAGCUCGUAACUCAGCUGGUACAGAUUCUCAAAUUUGGACUGUUGCCAUACAAGGUCCUCCAAUUUACGCUACGAACAGAUUUGAGAAAGUUGUAGCAAUUAAUGGAUCAGCAGCCUAUCUUAACUGUCCCAUUGUUGGGUCACCUCAACUAGACUUUACGUGGAAACGCUUCAAUGUCUUUACAAGCACAUUAAGCAAAUACAGUCAACUUUCUAAUGGCUCGUUAGUUAUUCCACGUACUGUUUACUCUGAUCGAGGAAUGUACACAUGCAUUGCUCAAAAUCAAUAUGGAAUUCUGACUCAGGAGGUGGAACUUGUUGUUGAAGCUGCACCUACUGACCAUCCACUAACUGAGAGGUUUGCAGUGCAAGGAAGACCUUUUAAACUUAAGUGCCCUAUUUCUGCUUUUCCUGAACCAGUAAUAGAGUGGUCUAAACACAGUGACCUUAGCGACACCUCUGGUCAGAUUCUAAGUGGUUCUUCAAAUGCAAAGUUAAAGUUUGAGUCUGUUGUGGAGUCUGAUGGUGGUUUGUAUAAAUGUUUUGCAACUAAUUAUCUUGGAUCAGGAACUGCAUGGAUGAAGGUCAUUUUGCAUGUUCCUCCUUUUGUUCCUCCAUGGCCUGACAAUGUGAAGACUUUGAAUAUUCCUAUUGGAUUCACAUUUUCUCUUCCAUGUGCUGCAUCAGGAUUUCCAUUGCCAACUGUUUAUUGGCGGAAAAAAACCACAGCUGGUACUAACGAUACAGAUACGGAUACUGUGAAAUUUUCUCCAUUUGUCUCUGAAUUGGCUGGCAAGUACACAUGUAUUGCUAAAAAUGCUGUUGGCAAGGCCACAAGAAGCCUCGAACUACUUGCUAUGGUUGAUGAAAAUGAUGAGAUGUUUAGUUGGAAUUCUUGGUCAGACUGCUCAAAAGAUUGCAAAGGUGGAGUACAGACUCGAUCAAGACGCAUUUCUGCAAGUACACAAGAAGAGUCAGAUGAUUGCUUACCUGUUGAAGAAUUAUCUGGAGAUUCUUCUGGUGGAUCGCUUGAAGGGUCAUCUGAAGGAUUACUUGAGGGUUCAUCUGAAGGUUCACUUAGUGGGUCUGGAUUGCUUGACGGGUCAUCUGAAGGAUCUUUUGAUGGACCUUUAAAAAGGUCAGUAACCGCAAAAUCAAAACGAUCAUCAGGACAACCCAACUGUUCAAGCAGUGCCUCAAAUGUAGAAACAGAAUCACGGCCAUGCAAUGAACAAUUUCCAUGUGCUGUUGAUGGUGUUUGGAGUGAGUGGAGUAGGGGAACGUCAUGCAGUGUGAGCUGUGGAAGUGGCUUGCAAUGGUUAUUCAGAGACUGUAACUCUCCACCUCCAAGUUUAGGUGGAAAACAUUGUCGUGGUGAAACCUCAGAAACCAAAUUGUGCAGUGACGCUGCUUGUCCUGUGGAUGGUGGCUGGAGUGACUGGAGUUCAUGGACAAGAUGCACAAAAUCUUGUGGCCAUGGUGGUACUCGGGUGAAGAAAAGAAAAUGUGACAAUCCACCUCCUUUAAAUGGUGGGCAGCAGUGCUCUGGAUUUGACAAAGAUGAGGAGAUUUGCAAUGACCAAAACUGUCCAAUUGAUGGUGACUGGAGUGAGUGGCAGGCUUGGACAGGCUGCAGCAAGUCAUGCGGACGUGGAUUCAAAACAAGAUAUCGAUUUUGUGACAAUCCUGUACCAGACUAUGGUGGUAGCCAAUGUGUUGGUUUUUCAUCAGAUUCUGCACUUUGUAAUACUCAGCUCUGUCCUGUUGAUGGAGAAUGGAGUCCAUGGCAACAAUGGUCAUUUUGUUCUAAAACUUGUCUUAGUGGUAGUCGUUCUCGUGUCAGACAUUGCAACAAUCCAGCACCUAAAAAUGGUGGUUUAGACUGUCCAGGAUUCCACACUGAUUCUGAAGUAUGCAACAGUGAUCGUUGUCCAGUUGAUGGUGGAUGGACUAACUGGUCUGAAUGGUUCCUGUGCUCACACUCAUGUGGUGGUGGCUUGCGUUCUCGUUUUCGGUGGUGUACCAAUCCAGCCCCUGACUAUGGGGGAAGGUUUUGUUCAGGACAUAGGUCUGAGGAAGAAGGUUGUAACUCUCAGCCUUGUCCAGUUGAUGGAAACUGGGAAUCAUGGCAAUUGUGGAGUCCACGUUGCACGGAUGAUACUUGCAAUGGAGGUAUCCAAACUCGCCGUCGAAGAUGCAACGAUCCAAAGCCAUUGCAUGAUGGUAAAACAUGUCCAGGGUUUUCCUACCAGCAUCGUCCUUGUGGAGGUCUUCUAUGCCCUGUGGAUGGCAAGUGGAGUGACUGGAGCAGCUUUACUGUGUGCUCUAGAACAUGUGGUGGGGGAGAAAGGGUACGAUUUCGACGUUGUGAUGAUCCAAGACCAUCAAACAAUGGACAGUACUGUUGGGGGAAUUACCUAGAAAAAGAAUCGUGUCGAACGAAUGCCUGCCCAGUGGAUGGUCAGUGGUCUCUUUGGUCUGGUUGGCAAGCUUGCUCUGUAAGUUGUGGAGGUGGCACUCAUAUCCGUGUAAGAGCAUGUGACAACCCAAGUCCAUUGCAUGGAGGGAAUCCAUGUCCUGGAAUUCAAACAGAGAGCAAAUAUUGUAACACCAACCGCUGCCCUGUACAUGGUAAUUGGGGAAGCUGGAUGUCAUGGUCUUUCUGUCCGCGUACUUGUGUUAAUCCUGGACAGUCUUCAUCAGUUCAGCGUCGAACAAGACAGUGCAACAACCCAGCGCCUGACUUUGGUGGGAAGGAAUGUCCUGGGACAAACUUCCAAGAUCAGAGAUGUGGAUCGACUCGUUGUCGUUCAUAAUGUUGAACUAUAUUAUUUCGUUGAAUUGAUAUGAGGCAGACAUUGGUAGUUUUGUGUAGCAGUUGUCAGUGCUCUAAAAUUGUUUUAUUGACUGGUGACUUCUUCAAUAGAUGUUCAUGGUAAAGUGAGA
Messenger RNA from Corticium candelabrum, 5222 nucleotides. Its product is annotated as hemicentin-1-like. Bases 59 to 5092 code for a protein of 1677 amino acids. Lineage: Eukaryota; Metazoa; Porifera; Homoscleromorpha; Homosclerophorida; Plakinidae. The transcript has 20 exons. The record is from RefSeq and is a predicted model, not a curated record.